AAGAUAUCACGUCGUUAUGAACACCCGAAGCAAAGCACACACGCAAGAUAAAGCCGUUCCAAGGGAGGCAUCCCCAUCGCAUGAUCGGGGCAACAACCAACAAGAGCACGAGCAGGAAGACACUGAGACCAAAACCCGCGACGCUAUCACAGAGAUCACGGAGAAUCUGCACAAAAUCUCUUUCGGAGAGCCAAAAGACCCCAACUCUAAAGACCUACCCAGGAUCACAAGCUCCAGUCAACUGGAAGAGGAACUACCAGCCAUUUGCAAUGAAGUUUUCCGUGUUCUCGGUCCUUACAACCUCGAGGCCACGUACCAACGAGCUCUAGCUCGAGAACUCAAAGAUCGAGGAGUGAUGGUCUUCUCCGAGGUGGAGAUUCCUAUCGAGUAUAAAGGGCAACGCAUCGCUUCUCGCCGUGUGGAUCUUUACUUGAAGCUGGACAAACCUGUGAUCCUUGAGCUCAAAGCGGUCACUACGGGAAUUAAACGUGACCAUGAGAGGCAACUCAUAUUUUACAUGACCCACUUCAACGUGAAUGACGGAUACCUCAUCAACUUCCCGCACGUUACGGGCUUCCCGGACGACAACAGUGCGCAAUUUGUCAAGCGCGUGUUGCAAUCGGAAGGUGGAGCUGGCGUCAGCGACCGCGUCACCAGAUCGUCGACGCCUCGCAAGAAUGUGAUCCCCAGUGUCACCCACUGGCAGAAGGCGACGAUGACCGCCAAGACCGUGACCGCCAUGGCCAAGCUUGAGACGGUGGGUCUAGACUCAAAUGUCUGGUAUUAAACGGAUAAAACCAUGUGAAUAUACCCGCAAGUUGUUGUCACA
Phytophthora nicotianae INRA-310 is the source of this 829-nucleotide messenger RNA. RefSeq lists its product as hypothetical. The record is from RefSeq and is a predicted model, not a curated record. The coding region runs from base 17 to 787 and encodes 256 amino acids. NCBI's taxonomy places the organism in Eukaryota, Oomycota, Peronosporomycetes, Peronosporales, Peronosporaceae. The transcript has a single exon.